Labrus mixtus (cuckoo wrasse) is the source of this 1263-nucleotide messenger RNA. Its product is annotated as growth arrest and DNA damage-inducible protein GADD45 gamma-like. NCBI's taxonomy places the organism in Eukaryota, Metazoa, Chordata, Actinopteri, Labriformes, Labridae. The record is from RefSeq and is a predicted model, not a curated record. The coding region runs from base 63 to 485 and encodes 140 amino acids. Gene Ontology annotation, cellular component: nucleus; cytoplasm. Gene Ontology annotation, biological process: regulation of cell cycle. The transcript is spliced from 3 exons.
AAACUCUCUUCUCUGGAUUUUUCUGACCACAUCUCAACUGAAGUGUUACCUGAAGUAUCAACAUGCAGUCCCCUGGAAAAUCUCUGAAGGAAGCUCUGCUCUGUGCUCAGAACGAGGAUCAACUCACUGUUGGAGUCUACGAGAGCGCCAAAAUCAUGACUGAUGACCCAGACAGCGUGUCUUUCUGCGUCCUGGCCGUGGAUGAGGAGUUUGAGUGUGACAUCGCUCUGCAGAUCCACUUCACCCUCAUCCAGUCCUUCUGCUUUGACAAUGACAUCAGCAUCGUCAGAGUGAGCGACGUGCAGCGUCUGGCUGAGAUUGUUGGCGACAAGGCCGAGCAGCUUGAAGAUGCUCACUGUGUCCUCAUCACGAACCCAGCUGAAGGGUCUUGGCAGGACCCCGCUCUGGAGAAGCUGCACCUGUUCUGUGAGGAGAGUCGUCGUCUGAACGACUGGGUUCCUGAGAUCAGCCUCCCCGAGCGUUGAUCUGGGGCUCGGCUCCUCUCUUGCUCAGAUGCUGUGAAGCUUCUUAUAUGGAAAUACUCAUCCUAAUGAACAGGAUGACCCUGUUUCUUCUCAUCCCUGGAUACUCCUGAGGAGGAUUCCCGUCCAGGCAGCACGGCGCCGGCCCGAGUGGCCCCCCGUGAUUCGUCGCCUCUUGUCCCGUCCAUGCCAAGAUGACUCUCAUUCUUUAUGUGAAUGAGGUCAGGUAUGCCACAAGAGCGACACAUCGACCCUCAUUCUUUGUGCGGAUGAGGUUUGGAGAGGAAGGAGAAGCGACUUCUGCGUCCUGUGGCUCCCACAGAGCAAAAGUCGCAUCUUGAAGCACGCGCAGUAGGAGAAGAAGCGGUGCUGAGAAAGAGGCGUUUUUAAAAAGGACUUUUUAAAGAUGGCUUCUUUGCUGAGCAACAUAACAACAGUUGCAAUCAGCGGAAAUGUUUCCCACUUUCCAGAAUUGUCUUAAUUCUCUAAAGGUUUCACUUUAGAAGACAAAAAUGUUCUUUAAAAAUGAAUUUGAAAAAUAAUAUCUAAAGGUUUCACUUUAGAUAUUUUACAUUAAGGAAAAAAAAAAUACAAAAAGUGUUAAAAUGAAAAAGAAAAUAAGAAAUUCAACCUGACUUUUUGUCUGGAAAUAUAAAAGAUGUGAAGAAAAAGAAAAGUACUUACUGAUGUUUUCACUUCAGUUUAAUUAAUGUCAUUUGAAAUAACAUGUUUAUUGGAUUGUUUGUACAUGAAAAGUAUAGAAAUAAAAUAUUUGAACUCA